Molecule: messenger RNA, 1305 nt
Organism: Penicillium malachiteum
Lineage: Eukaryota; Fungi; Ascomycota; Eurotiomycetes; Eurotiales; Aspergillaceae
Exons: 1
Coding region: 1-1305 (434 amino acids)
Source: RefSeq, a predicted model, not a curated record
AUGUUCAUGUUAGAAAUACAUGAGAGACUUCCCAAAAAAGCAGCAGCUCGCCAGCGUAUCCACGCCGUGUGCAAGGGUCAUCUAGAAUGGGUCAAAAAAUUGAAGGCCAGUGAAGCUUACUGCUCCAAUAUCACAGUCAACGGCAAGAGGAUACAUUAUGUGCCAGGAACGAGUCUCUUGCCGGAUAGUCCCGCGAACAUGCCUACUCAUAUACUUAAAGCCACUGAAUACCUCAAGUCAUUUCCCGGACUUGAUGACCUCUUCUUUGUUUGCAGCUGGUUAGGCAAAUUUGCUGUGGAGUGGUUUCAACAACUGGUCGAAACAAGACAGCAUCUCACUCCAACCUGGCAACACUCGCCUGUCUCUGAAAUUCCUAUUUUUCGUCUCAGUGAUCAAAUAAUAAUUUGGAAAGCUCUCAGAAGCAUUGAAAAACUCAUCAAACAUGUCGAGAAAACACACAGAAUGAAGCCUCAUGAGAGAUUGAAGGAGUUUAUUGAAACAAUGCAUGGUCACCUCCCACUACUGAGUGUUCAGAAUCCCACCUUUUAUCCCACCUUGGACUUUAUUGCUGAAGAUCUGCGACGUCAGAAUCUGCGGCGCUUCACUCUCAAAUUUGUGGCCGAGAAGGAUCAACACCCGAGACGUUCACUCAGUGUAACCCGCUCCGCUCGAGAAACUCGAUUUUUGUUCCAUUCUCGGGAUACUAUCCUUUACUAUGGACUGGAAUGGGGAUUCUUUGUGGGAGAAGAGACAGUAUGGGAAGAACUGGUCCAUGCGCAAAUACAGCAUGAUGAUCCUCGCAAUGAUCAAGCUCGAUGGGACAACCCUCUUCGGUAUGGACUGGCACUAGAAAUGGCUAAACAUGGCCAUCAGCUGGAACGAAAUUUCCUCCCAUCCGAAAUGUUCAAGCAUGCACGUCAAUUCAUUCUCGGCUGCUCAUCUGUGAAUGGUCUUUUCCCUGGACAACUAGACGAUUUCAGCAAACAGCCAGUUGUUUAUCGGAAAAAUGAACGAAACUGUUAUUUUCACGUUACUUUCGAGAUUCCGUAUCUUCUAUUGCGCGCUGCAGAAGAUCCGAUACCAUCAAAGUGGCAACCCGACGCAGCUGGGAUCUAUAAAGGUUCAACAUUGAGCUCUCCCCAGAAGAGGAAGAUCAGCCACCACCUGAUCCAAAUCAUCUGUCUGUGGACAGACCAAGCUCUUCUUCUUCCGUUCCCAUUUCUCGUCCAGAAUUUACCAGCGCCUUUCCAGCUUAUAGCAAUCUUGCGGUCUCUCAGACCAUUCCAUCGCAGCGAACAAUUUUGA